AUGAGGCUGCUCAUCCCUGCCUUGCUGUUUCUUGAGGCCCUUGGACUCUGUCUGGCUAGGACAACAACUGUUAGAUGGUGUGCCGUGUCAAAAUUUGAGGCCCAGAAAUGUUCCAGGUGGCAGAAUGCGAUGAAAAUAGUGGGUGGCCAGCCACUCAGUUGUGUCAAGAGAUCCUCCACCAGCCAGUGCAUCCAGGCCAUUGUGACAAAUAAAGCUGAUGCUAUGACUCUCGAUGGCGGUUCGAUGUUCGAUGCAGGAUCACCCCCCUACAAAUUGCGGCCUAUAGCAGCAGAAGUCUAUGGGACCAAAGAGCAACCCCGGACUCACUAUUACGCUGUAGCGGUUGUGAAGGAAAGUAGUAACUUUCAUCUGAACCAACUACAAGGCCUGAGGUCCUGCCACACAGGCCUUGGCAGGAGUGCUGGGUGGAAGAUCCCCAUAGGGACACUUCGUCCAUUCCUGAAUUGGGAUGGGCCACCUGCAUCCCUUGAGGAAGCAGUGUCCAAGUUCUUCUCAGAGAGCUGUGUUCCUGGUGCCAACAAGGACCGCUUUCCCAACCUGUGUAGCUUGUGUGCAGGGACAGGCACAAACAAGUGUGCCUCUUCCCCGGAGGAACCAUACUCUGGCUACGCAGGUGCCUUCAAGUGUCUGAGGGACAACGUUGGGGAUGUGGCUUUUACCAGGGGAAGCACGAUCUUAGAGGUGCUACCAGAAAAAGCCGAAAGGGCCCAGUACAAGCUGCUCUGUCCAGACAACACCUGGAAGUCAGUGGAAGAGUACAAGGAGUGUCACCUGGCCCAAGUCCCUUCUCACGCUGUUGUGGCCCGACGUGUGAACGGCAAGGAAGAUGCCAUCUGGAAACUUCUCAGCCAGGCACAGGAGAAGUUUGGAAAGGACAAGUCUUCCGAAUUCCAGCUCUUUGCCUCCCCUGAGUCAAGGGACUUGCUGUUCAAGGACUCUGCCAUUGGGUUUUCAAGGGUUCCCCCAAAGGUAGAUGUUGGCCUCUACCUGACCUUCAACUAUAUCACAUCCAUCGAGAACCUGAGGAGAAAGGAACAGGAUGUGGCAGCCAUUCGUGCCCGGGUCACGUGGUGUGCAGUGAGCAGUGAGGAGAAGCGCAAGUGUGACCUGUGGAACAGAGCGAGCAAGGGCAGGGUGACCUGCACCUCAUUCCCCACCACGGAAGACUGUAUUAUCUCAAUCAUGAAAGGAGACGCUGAUGCCAUGAGCUUGGAUGGAGGGUAUAUCUACACGGCCGGCAAGUGUGGUUUAGUUCCCGUGCUGGCGGAGAGCCAGAAAUCACCCCAAAGCAGUGGCUCUGGUUGUGUGGAUAGACCAGUGGAAGGGUACUUGGCAGUAGCAGCAGUUAGAAAGCAAGAUGCUGGCUUCAGCUGGAGCUCUGUGAUAGGCAAGAAGUCCUGCCACACUGCUGUGGACAGGACUGCAGGCUGGAACAUCCCGGUAGGCCUGCUCGUCAACCAGACCGGAUCCUGCAAAUUUGAUGAGUUCUUCAGCCAAAGCUGUGCCCCUGGGGCUGACCCCAAAUCCAAUCUCUGUGCUCUGUGUGUUGGCGACGAGAAGGGUGAGAAUAAGUGUGCAGCCAACAGCCGAGAGCGAUACCAGGGCUACACUGGGGCUUUGAGGUGCCUGGCUGAGAAAGCAGGAAAUGUUGCCUUUUUGAAGGACUCCACUGUCUUGCAGAACACUGACGGAAAGAACACUGAAGAGUGGGCUAGGAACUUAAGGCUGGAGGACUUUGAGCUACUGUGCCUUGAUGACACCCGGAAGCCGGUGACUGAGGCUAAGAACUGCCACCUCGCCAUAGCCCCAAAUCAUGCUGUGGUAUCUCGGACAGACAAGGUGGAAAUCCUUCAGCAGGUGCUGUUUAAGGAACAGGAUCUGUUUGGAAACGGUGGAUCAAAGUGCCCAGGAGAGUUUUGCAUGUUCCAGUCUGAGACCAAAAAUCUUCUAUUCAAUGACAACACUGAGUGUCUGGCUAAGCUCCAUGGCAAAACAACAUAUGUGAAGUAUUUGGGAAAGGAGUAUGUCACAGCCACCGCUAAUCUGAAGCAGUGUUCAAGUUCCCCACUCCUGGAAGCCUGCGCUUUCCUUACCCAGUGAAAAUACCGAGCAAAUGGCCGAGCCUUCCCAGGGAGCCUCAGCCCAGAUCCAUGGCGUCUUGGCACCUUGCAGAAAGUGAGCUUUGCUGAUCAUCUGUUCUUAUAAC
Peromyscus eremicus (cactus mouse) is the source of this 2227-nucleotide messenger RNA. It is a transcript of the gene Ltf, whose product is annotated as lactotransferrin. The transcript is spliced from 17 exons. Gene Ontology annotation, biological process: antibacterial humoral response; iron ion transport. NCBI's taxonomy places the organism in Eukaryota, Metazoa, Chordata, Mammalia, Rodentia, Cricetidae. Bases 1 to 2121 code for a protein of 706 amino acids. The record is from RefSeq and is a predicted model, not a curated record. Gene Ontology annotation, cellular component: plasma membrane; recycling endosome; early endosome.